GUGUAUACCACACAUACACCCAGCGUACCCCCACGAGCGUGAACUACACCGUCCCUAGUAACGUGUGACCGUCUUCAAACAACCUCGUCAAAGAAGAAGACGACAGUUUAAUUAACAGGCUUGUCGAAGUACCACGUGACCCGCCGGGAGAAGAGCAGGUAGUCAGGUGAGAUCCCGUCUGCUGCGAGACUCUCGUUAGAGGAAUAUGCCUCAGGCCCGCAUCUCACCGAUGGAUCGCCUCGCCGCCCCCCGCCGCCAGAAGGUGUUCAGCAGGUCCCUGCUGCCCCUGGGGGACAACUUACCUUACUGGUCCACCCUGUCCCUGGACUCCAAGUUGCCCGUGGCCCCUAGCCCCCGGGGAUCGUACACGCUGUUUACCACGGAGAUCGGUCAACCCAAGUACAUCAACAGGCAGAAAUACGACUUCGACCUGACGGACCCCCCUAGGUAACGCCACCCCUGCCGAGUACGACUCCCUACAAGACCCCUUCCUCAAGAACUACUUCCAGAAACCCCCGACCAAGCGCAUCUUGCUGGGCAACGGGCUCAUCACCAAGGACUCAAAGAUCACAUGCUCCGUGAAGGAGUUCAACGAAUACAGGGAAUACUUACGCCACAGGAGCGUCACAGACUUUAAUCUCAAGAGGCACAGACAACUCGAGCUUGAAGCUAACAGACGGAGGUCUCGCGAGGCCCAGUCCGAGAGUGACCUCUCAGAACGGGAUGAAGAGCGCCAGAACUCCAUUUUGAAAGCGAGGCUUGACAUGUACAACCGGGAGUGAGAGCCUCGUUACAAGACUGAAGCGGCGGGAGAGUUUAUUGUCGUUCAGGAUGGAGGAGAAACGACAUAGACACAUAGCUGAUACCGAGAGGCGAAUCAGGGACUCUUGGGAAGAGAGGAAGCGACGUCAGCAGCAAAUGCUUGAACGGGAAAAUGAGGUCGAAAAGCUGGACUACAACCGGAAACGGGAGCAGCUCGAACGAAGGGAGAAAACACUUGUCAGACAACGUGAGCACCAGCUCGCCCGCCUGGAACAAAUUAAGACCGAAUUCCUGAAGGGUAGAGAAAGGAAGUUCGGGAAAAGGUCGCGGAUGAACUCCCUUGACAGAUCUAACCAAUCACAGCGAGGAACAGAACCAAACUUGGAUAAAUCCGGUAAUCAGAAAGCUGUAAAACCGGAAGGAGCCAAAGUGAAUGUUGACAAUAAAGAGCCAGGCAAGGAGAAGAAGUCUUCGGAAAGAGAGGAAAAUGAUAAGACGAAAGAGGAAGUGAAUCAAGAAUGAACGUUAUCAGAUUUGAGACAGACUGUUCAGUGAGAGAUGAAAAAUAGAAGAGGAAAAAAAAUGUCAUGACAAGCGGAGAUCACUCUGUAAAAACAAACAAACUUCAGUUGCGUUCUCGUGUUUCGAUGUUAAUGAUGACGGGAACAUGAUAACGCUCUUAUUAUAAAUUUGAUCGUGAAGUAUUCUGUUGAAAAUUAAUUUCAUUCCAUUUCAUGUCGAUGUAUUAAAGGCAAAAUUUCGUCCUUAACCAAACUCAGUGAUAGGAAGCCAGUAUUGUCCUUAAUCUUCUUUCACGGCCAUAUUGUGACAGUGUUUCAAUCCAUUAUCCAUUAUUUUUGUUAUUUUUGACAAGCACUUGUUCCCAUGAUCGCAACCGUGGACGGCAGUUGUCGUUCUUGGUAAGGACUGACGAAUGUAGGUUUUGUAUACUACAGGUUAUUAGCACGAUCCGAAUCUACUGACGUUUAGUACUGGAAGUGGACGCCUUUAAAUUUGGAGAAUCUUUGACACGAUUCAAAGCUCAAUUUCUGAAGCAUCCUUUCAAACAUAUUUCGAAUUUCCACAUCUAUGUCUCGUUUCUGUAACCUUGCUUGCUAAACUCCUGUGAAAAGGAAAGUGCACAUUUAGUGAUUGGGAUUAUUGUCCGAAAAGCAACGUAAAUAUUUCGAAAUUAAAGUUUUUUGGUUGCAA
Molecule: messenger RNA, 1974 nt
Organism: Haliotis rubra (blacklip abalone)
Lineage: Eukaryota; Metazoa; Mollusca; Gastropoda; Lepetellida; Haliotidae
Product: vicilin-like seed storage protein At2g18540
Exons: 6
Coding region: 832-1284 (150 amino acids)
Source: RefSeq, a predicted model, not a curated record